This is a messenger RNA of Drosophila rhopaloa, 793 nucleotides long. It is a transcript of the gene COX5BL, whose product is annotated as cytochrome c oxidase subunit 5B, mitochondrial. Gene Ontology annotation, biological process: mitochondrial electron transport, cytochrome c to oxygen. The transcript has 2 exons. The record is from RefSeq and is a predicted model, not a curated record. Bases 234 to 701 code for a protein of 155 amino acids. NCBI's taxonomy places the organism in Eukaryota, Metazoa, Arthropoda, Insecta, Diptera, Drosophilidae. Gene Ontology annotation, cellular component: mitochondrial envelope.
UAAUGCUGAUUUUGGGCAACAUAAUUUAGGUACAAUUUAAAAAAGCCGAAAAGCUAUUUGAUUGUUUUUUCAUUCUAAACUGCAAAUAUUUCUUAAUAUGAGUUUACAUAAUUUAAUUUUUAAGCAGCAGUAGGCGUCUCAAUAUACAUUCAAACACUUUUGAGUUCCCUCGCUUCAGUUUUAUUUAUUUCCUCUUACCUGAAGGUAAGAAAUUAACUUAAGCUGCAAUAAAAAUGUCGUCGUACAUUUCGCGGUUACUUAAGGCGUCGUCCGCUUCCAAGCGCCUGAUCUCGAAUUUGACCCAGCGCGAGGGAAAACUUAACUCCUUGCUGCGACGCCUUGGAUUGCAGCGGCAGGGAGGAGCAGUAGCUGCUCCCGGACCGCGACCCAUAUCCACAACUCAGGUGCAAAAGUCUGCUCUGAUUGCGGACGAAGAACUGGCCACCGGUAUUCAGAAGCGCGAGAUGCUGCUGGCCAAGCAGGGCUGCGAAGAUCCCUGGGGAUUCUCCAGAGUCAUAAGGCGUGGCUCGGGAAGGGAGAACGAUCCCACAGUGGUGCCAUCGGCAUUCGAUGCCCGCCUCGUUGGCUGUUUAUGUCUGGACGACCGCAUGCCCAAGUGGAUGUGGAUCGAAAAGGACGAGGGACCGAAGCGUUGUGAGUGCGGUCACUUUUUCGUACUGAAGAACGUUCCGCCCGUCUAGAUCGACUUUACAGAGCGCUGUACACGAACACAGACACACUCGACAUGAACCUCACCGGGCAUUAAACAUUGCAUGAUAUUAUCAAAACAAAA